GGAUCCCCAAGCCACAGGGAGCUGAGUAGACAUCGUCAAAGCCCACGAGGCCCACAACCCAACCCAACCCAACCUGUAAAUAGGUUAGGCCUUACAGCUUGCCAAGCGCAGCGACCUAGAGGUUCGCCGUACUUUGUUUACAUUUAUUCAAUCGUCGACAAUGUUACGAUUCUGCUCCUUCUUUGUUGUCUCUCUGUCGCUAUUUAGUCUUGGGAAUGCUAGCACCGCCGUAUUCACGACGGAUUUCCCUGACUGCGAUGUCGGAACAUCACUCAACCUCUCAUGGAAGGGUGCUUUUCCGCCAUCAAACAUAAGCUUGGACAGGGGAACGUACUUACUCCCCGACUUUGGAGUUGUCAUCAAUAUCCCCGGAACAGACGGCUAUUAUGUAUGGAAAGUUCCAUUGGAUCUGCCGACCGACAUGUACGGCUUUUACAUAGAAGAUAGCAGCAUGUUCAAUGGCGUAUCUUCAUAUAGUAAUUAUUUCAACAUUACACAAACGAAUUCGAGCGUUGGGGCUUUUGUAAAGCCCACUCCGGCCGUUUUUGCAGAUUCAGCGACAGCCACAUCGUACAAUGUUACGGUAACUUCUUCUGCUGCUGCUAACUCUUCGUCGGGAGGAAGCCGAGGAGGGCUAUCCGAUGGUGCUAAGGCCGGUAUUGGUGUUGGUGUGGCUUGUGCGGUUCUUGUUGUUGUUGGUCUUGCUGCUUUUUGGCGUAGAGGGAAACGCCGCUCAGGAACGCAAAUGCCACCGGUGGCAGGCUCUACUAUCAAUGAACCGUAUGGCAAGGCAGAGUUGCCGGGGAGUGGUAAGAUGACGCUGGGUGCAAAUGCAGACUCGCAGAAGGCAGAGUUAGCUGUUGGGGAGAUAACUACAGACGGGACAGUGGAGUUGGAUUCUGAUCGCACAACACGGGCCGAACUAGCGUGAUCGACUACAGUGGGGUUGGACCCAAUAGCCCCAGGCCCAUCAGCACCGCAGAGCCCUAACGAGAUAAACAUCUCUUCAGCCCAAGGCGAAGCGCAACGUGCAGCGUAAUCAGGAU
Molecule: messenger RNA, 1046 nt
Organism: Talaromyces proteolyticus
Lineage: Eukaryota; Fungi; Ascomycota; Eurotiomycetes; Eurotiales; Trichocomaceae
Exons: 2
Coding region: 161-931 (256 amino acids)
Source: RefSeq, a predicted model, not a curated record